This is a messenger RNA of Closterium sp. NIES-67, 488 nucleotides long. The record is from the annotation of a GenBank genome assembly. Lineage: Eukaryota; Viridiplantae; Streptophyta; Zygnematophyceae; Desmidiales; Closteriaceae.
GGAUUGGUUGGGAAGGGACAAAGGUCAAAGUUGAGGUUCCUAUAGGGAGGGAAUCUUUGUGCUUAUGGGGUUUCCUUGGUUGGGGACUCUCUUGGGACCUUCCCUCUCGUCCCUCUCUUUCUAUCCCAACCUUUCUCUUGCUCUUCAAAUUCCUUGUGAGAUUCUUGAACUUUGAUUGAACUCUUGAGAUUGAUGGUGCGGCUGGCAGGGGCGGCGCAUGGCGUGCGGGCUGCCGCAUGGGAGGUGUAUGGGUGCCCCUCUAUGGCCAUGGCCAGCUCAGCACUGCAUCUUCUCUGCUACUCCGAUGCUGCCACGGCUGACGACCUUGCAGCGGCAGCAGUCAAGCUGCUGCGACACACAGCUGCACACCGUGGCGCCUCAGUGGCCCUUCCUCUCCUGCAUCGUCUGCAGCAGCAUCCGCUGCUCUCCUCCUCCCCCACCCUCCGCAUUGCUGAGCUGGAGAUAACUCACGACCUCUGCCUCGCCAC